Molecule: messenger RNA, 2929 nt
Organism: Cuscuta epithymum
Lineage: Eukaryota; Viridiplantae; Streptophyta; Magnoliopsida; Solanales; Convolvulaceae
Source: the annotation of a GenBank genome assembly
UAUGGACGUAUUUCGUGGGAAAAGGGCAUAGUAGCCUGUCCAUAGCUCAAGGUCUAUAACUCGGUUUUUCAUGGCUAGGUUGAUUUUCAACCAGUUCCAGGAGGAUGGACUAAUCCACGAGGACUACUACAUUGAUUUUCUAAGAAGUUUGAGAAAUGCCUUCUCCCGGGGGGUCACAGUGAAUGGGAAACCGAGGAUUGACCCAGCACAUCCAGAGAGCAUUUUGGAUGUGCAAUGUUUUAGGGCGGGGGAUGAAGAAGCACGACUUCUUUUAAGGUUCAACACUGCAGAUCUAUUCCUGAUAGGCUUCAGGUCCGUGAACGAAGACAACUGGUGGGAGAUGCCUCAUUCUGGACUCAACAUACCAGGCUCUGAGAAGCUUCCCUUUGAUACGUCUUAUCUCCAGCUUCACAGGGUUUCAGGCACAAAGUUCGGUAACAUCACUAUCAAUCCAUUUGCGGUUGACGAUGCCAUCCUCACAUUGUCUUCAUAUCACAGUAACAGGAACACAAAAAGGGCAGCCAAAUCAAUACUAGUGUUCGUGAUUUUAUUUGCUGAAGCGGCUCGAUUUUCGCUCAUCUCGGACUUCAUUCACAGAAACCAUCUUACCGGAGCAGAUAUGGGUCUGAUACAGGAGUGGGCAUUCCCACUUGUACACAAGUGGGGAGACCUCAGCAACAUAUAUAUAGAGGCCUAUACGCAAGAGGUUGACGCGCUCGCUGCCUAGACUUGCUGCCCUCAGAGCACAGUCAGGACAUCAGCGGUCUAUCACACGUUUAGAUGAAGUGGACGCUGCGGUAGCUCUACUCAAGUGAUUGCUUGAAGAAAGUAACAUGAAACUAUUGUAGAAACUAUUGUGGAUUGGAGAUUUAGUUUCAGGGAAUUUUCAAAUCUAACAAACUGCAUAAGGCUACUAGAUAAUAGAAACUAUUGUGGAUUGGAGAUUUAGUUUCAGUCAAUUGCAGUUAAUUUCUAAUUUCAGUCAACAUGAAUAGCUGAUACAUUCUAACUGAUAGCACUCUUUGGAGAAGUGGUAGAAGGGGAAGGAAGCCAUAGGGUGCCCUCUUGUGCUUUGCCUAUGAGAAACUUCAAGUUGAUUUGAAGAGUUUUUGUUUACUAGUACAAUGUUUGGAACUUUUGUAGCUCUCAAUGAGAAAAUGAGUAAAAUAUUUUGGUAGUUAUAAGUACCAUAGAUUAUCCAACCCAUUCUGUACCACCAAAUGAAUUUGUACCACAGUUUGGAGUAGUAUUAUUCAUGGGGUAUUCUAAACUAGAAAAAAAAAUCAUAUAUAGUGUCGUAUAGAGUGUCUUUGCAAAUCAAUAUCAGCAGAGAACAAUCAUUCUGUAAGCCACUUCAAUAUUUUGUAAAUUCAAACUUAUUUCUGAGCCACUUUAAUAAGAUGAUAACAGUUUUUUUUACCGUAUGAGUUUUAUGGAAUGAACUUAACUAAAGAUAAUUGAUGAAGCGGCUCAUCCAGUUCGACGCCACCUAACAAGGUUGCCUUUCUUUCUCCCCUUUCAUCUUCUUUUUUUGUUUCUCUUAGUUUUUUCUUUAUAUAUGUCUUUACCUUUACUCUUGCUGGCUUUUUUUGGUUAUAUGAUAGCCAAAAGUUGCCCCACAUUCUUUUUACUAAAGCUUUAUAGUGUUAUUCACUGGAAAUGAAUACAAAGUGUUGCAUACUAUAUUAUAUUUUAAAUUAGUCAGUUGUAUAUUAUUACACUUAAUGCAUAUUACAGUCAAGUGCUAGUGUGCUACAUUCAGCCAUGCAGCCCUUUACCGCCUAGUAGGGUGUCUAGGUGACAAGGUGGUCGAUCUGCUGGCACAGCUGCGCUGCACCCUCCAUCCAACAUUGCAAACAUAUUUGACACGCCAUGAAAACCUCGUUUGGCCCGCACUUUGCUCUAUAGGCUUGCAUGCAGUGUUGUCGUUAAGCAUGUAGCAUAUGCAAACUAUUUACUAAACUUGAUCUGGAUAUGACAAUAUCUCUCCUGUUGACUACUUUUUCAUGUAUGUGAAGGCGGCUUCGUAUCAUUCUAAUAGUGUAACGGAGUUAUGAAGAUGAGUGUCUUGAGUUAGAUACAAUGGAUUGCACUGUUGCAGUAAAUGCUCCUUCGGGUGAAGAUACACUACACAGUUUGGAUCUAUUUCAGAAAGCAAGGGAUUGGCUUAAUGAGGAAGGCUCUCCCAUUCCAGAAUUUGUUGGGGAAUGUUUCAUCAUGGAGCUGGCCAUUGGAAUUGAGAGGAAAUAAAGUCAUGACCUUGCUAUGGCGAAUAGUUUUCCGGAAAAUAUAGAUUCUCCUGCUCUUGCAAAUGCUCGCAUCUCCCCUGUUUCAAAGCAAAACCGUUUUGAUCUAGUGCAAAGCCAAUCUGAUUUAUUGAAAAGAGUCCUGGAUAAUUCAGAUUUUGUUGAUGUAUUCCAUGAGAAAAUCAAAUAGGUAUCCAUAACUUGUUUAACGUUAAUUGGACGGCAAACUGCCACAUUAAGUAGAAUUCAUGUUCUCAACUUAUUCGUUCUCUUUUUGUUUCUACAGGAUUGGUAUUUUCGUGAAAAGAGGGAAGAUAUUUCUGUAGGAGUACUAUUGGAAUAUAGUACGUAGUACUCCGUAUAUUUUAGAUAAAAAUUCCGGUAGUUCACAAUAAUUUGCACAACAAUGAUGUUGUUGUGAUUAAGAUAUUUUGAAUUAUGAUAAUUACAUUUGGGAAAUGUAUUGAUGUAGUAGUAGGCCUGGCCUCGGGCCGGUUCGGGCCCGGUUCGGGCCUAGGCCCGGCCGGGCCUCGGUUCGGUAAUGUAGGGCCCGGGCCCGGCCCGCCUGUGAGCGGGUGCCGGUUCGGUCCGGGUGACCCGGCCGGGCCCCGGGUCGGGUGAACCGGCGGGUCGGGUCGGGCCUAAAAUAAUUUUUUUUUUAACUUAUAUUCUUAUACAUCUAC